This is a messenger RNA of Chelonus insularis, 2257 nucleotides long. RefSeq lists its product as uncharacterized. Bases 1 to 1968 code for a protein of 655 amino acids. The transcript has a single exon. Lineage: Eukaryota; Metazoa; Arthropoda; Insecta; Hymenoptera; Braconidae. The record is from RefSeq and is marked provisional.
AUGAUGGAUGAUUUGGAUCAAAAUCUCGCUGAUAUAAGUCCAUCAUUGGAUGUUUGUCAAACUUUCGAAGAAGAAGAUCUUCGUGAGACUUGUAAAAGUAUAAUUAUAAAUUUUAAAAACAAUUUAAAUAAUGCAACGAUACAAAUAGUGAGAAAUCUUCUAACUGAAUGGAAUCGUGCAUUGCCACUGGAUCUAACUUUAUCAACACCUAAAGUGAGUAGACGAAAAAGUGAACUUGAGGAAGAUUUGCUCAAUAUCUUUGAUCUUUUCAUGAAAAGAUGUAUAACGAAAGUAUUAAAAAUCAUUAAUGAUUUACCGAAAAUAAGUCAAGUACGUCGAGAUUAUAAUUUAAAAUUAACUAGUUACAAUGAAACACUUCGAGCUCAUAUUCUAAAUGAGUCUGAUUCAACCAAAAGGGCAUUAAUUGACUUAGAAAGAGAUAAAGAUGAUUUAAGAAUUUACCAUAACGAAUUACUUGUCGAUCACAAUAGUAGCGUUCUGAAUUUACAACUUGAAUUAGAUAAUUUUAAGCAAGGCAUCGUUUUCGAUCAAAACAACAUGAUACUAUUAUAUGAAAAGAUAAAUGAUUUCAGAAGUCUUUAUACAUUUCCAGGAGAAACACUAGAGCAGAAGUUUGCAAGAGAUAAGGAAUUCAAUUCUUGGAAAGAAAUGUUAAAAUUACCGAGCAAUUGGUUUGAAGAAAUUGGAACUCCUCAACCAGAAAUUCCUGGAUAUGUAGGCUUUGAUCCUGCAAGUAUGAGGGUUCCAUCUCAUAUUGAUCCAUCGAGUGUACCUUCAACAUCCGCUCGUCAAGAAAUCGUGCCACCUCCAUCUAGUGAGAGAGAAUUUAACGUAUCUUCUCCUGAUUUGAGUGGAAUAAAUAUACCUUCUCCAUCAAGGUUGGAUCAAAUUGAUAUACCUGCUCCAUCAGUUCAGCCAUCGGCAUAUGUAGAAUCUCCAACAUAUACUGCUAGUUCAGGAAUGCCAGAAUUAGAGACUGACAUGUUUGCUCCAUCAGUUCAGCCAUCGGCAUAUGUAGAAUCUCCAACAUAUACUGCUAGUUCAGAAAUGCCAGAAUUAGAGACUGACAUGUUUGCUCCAUCAGCUCAGCGAUCAGCAUAUGUAGAAUCUCCAACAUAUACUGCUAGUUCAGGAAUGCCAGAAUUAGAGACUGACAUGUUUGCUCCAUCAGCUCAGCGAUCAGCAUAUGUACAAUCUCCACAUGCUGCAAGUUCAGAAUCAUCACAAUUGUCUCGUGAAUUUGAUAGAUUUCGACCCAGGAGCACAAUUGGAGAUACUCCACUACAUCGUAAACAUAUAGAUAAUGAAAACUUACUUCGUCGUAUUAAGAGUUCUUAUUGGAAAAUUCGUAAUGAAAUUGAAUUUUAUACAAGAAUCGAUCCAUUUACGACUGAAUAUCAAGAAAUUCAAGAGUUAAAUACGACAAUUCAAAACUUAUCAAGAGAAUGGAGAACCAUUCAAGUAACUGAGCAAGAUGAUUCAACAAGACAAAAUGAAGAAACUAGAGAUCGUGAAAGAGAUGAAAGAAGGGAUGAAGAAAGAAUAAGGCAUCCAACUGCAGAACGAACGUCAAUAAGAUUAGUGGAAAAAAUGUACAAUGAAUUUAAAGAAGCUAUAAAUAAUUUUAGAAGUUAUUUAGCAAGUUUUGAUAGUGAUUUGAACAAAAUCCAGGAAUUACAGACAUCAUUAAACUAUUUAUAUGAAGAACUAAACACAGAUAGUAAUAAUGAACAAUUACCAGCCGCCGAAGAGAUAAUUCAUAAUGAAUUGGUGGUAUUACGAAAAAAGAUUAAUCGAAUGAAAUCCGAAACCAAGAGGUUGCGAGCUAUUAUAUUUGAGAAGAGAGUAGCUUUAUCGAAUACAUUGCAAAAACUGCGUCAAAAUUUACUACAAAGAAAGGCCAGAUUAGAUAGAAUAAUUGAACACUCACAAAGUGCUAGAGGAUAAUAAUCACCACAACUAUUUAAUAUAUGUUAUGAAUCCAAAUAUUUUUGAAACAUUUGAUCAAUUUAGAAAAAUUGCUAAAUUUGACAUUCCUAAAUUGUUUUUUCAUGCAUUAAAAAUAUGCCCUAAUAACCAGUCCCGACAUAAGAAUUUUUGUCAAACUUACCUAAAUCUGUUUACAUUCUGCAUGAGAUUGCCAUUCAUAAUCUGACGUUGAAUUUCGUGACGACAAUCUUAGGUUUAUUUGUUUCAGAAAAGCGGCUUCAUAAUAACUCUGCUAUUGUGUUCUAGA